GGGUGUCCCACCGCGGCGGCGGCGCGACACCCGGCACACUCCCAGCCGCGCGCGGCGUCACUCGGCCCGUCACAGCGAGCGUGACGCCGCCGGCGUGACAUUCAGUGACGUGACGUUACGGAAAGUGACGGCCGGUGUGAGCUGGUGAUGUUCGUGGACGACUGGAUGAAUUCAGAAGAGAGGACUCGCUGCGAUCGACUCUGGGAGCGUUUGGCGUGACUUGCUCUCGCAGCACCUAGUGUGAUUGACUGGGGAGCGUCUGGUGAUUGACUUCGGAAGCGCUUGAUGAUUGAUUCCUUGGUGACAAACUCUGGAAACUCCGGUGACUGACUCCGUCAGCGCCUGGCGGUUGACUCUUUGAGUCCUACGGAACGCCACAGCCGGUGCUGGCGAUUGGUGCUGGUGCUGACGGAAAUGCGUGAUAUCGCUGCCGCCUUCAGUGCUGGUGGGACAUCUCAGUAGGGCGAGGUCGGCCCUUUCCCACACCGCCGCUCGUCUCACGUCGCCCGACACCUGCUCUUGAAGACAUCAUGUGGCUCGUCAACAAGACACUGGUGAUGACGCUCUGCGUGGGCAUCACGUUCGGGUUCAGCUUCGCCUACAUGGUGCUGACACUGGCGCAGUACAGUCCGCAGGGCGGCUUCUACGACCGACUUCUGGGCGGCCGCGCCCGGGAGUGGUUCGGUCCUGACCCGGUGUCACUGUUCGCCCCGCGGCUGGACGGACCGCUGCAGCUGCACACUCAGCCCGGGUCGCUGACCGGUCACAAUGUGGAUGUGGUACCCGUGGAACACUCGGCCUCCGACCCGGCGCACGCAGGCGGUGACACGGUCGCCCUGGAGCUGGCCAAACGUGUUCGAGUGCUUUGCUGGGUGAUGACCCAGCCGGCCAACCACGAGAAAAAGGCACGACACGUCAAGGCCACCUGGGGCAAACGCUGCAAUAAGCUCCUCUUCAUGAGCACAGUGGAAGAUCCGGAGCUGCCGUCAGUGAAGCUGGACGUCGAGGAGGGCCGCAACUUCCUCUGGGCCAAGACCAAGGAGGCGUUCCGCUACGUGUAUGAACACCACUGGGACGACGCCGACUGGUUCUUCAAGGCGGACGACGACACGUACGCUGUGAUGGAGAACAUGCGGUUCCUGCUGGAGCCUUACCCGCCACAGCACCCCAUCUACUUCGGCUGCAAGUUCAAGCCGUUCACCAAGCAGGGAUACAUGAGCGGCGGCGCAGGUUACGUGCUCAGCCGUGAGGCCCUCAGACGGUUUGUCGAGGUCGGACUGAAAGACCCGAAAAAAUGCAGGAAGGAUCACGGCGGAGCAGAGGACGCCGAAAUGGGGAAGUGCAUGGAGAAGCUGAACGUCACGGCCGGAGACAGUCGGGACGCCCAGGGACGGUACCGGUUCUUCCCUUUCACUCCGGAGAGUCACCUGGUAGCGGAGAAGUUCCCCAAGAAUUUCUGGUACUGGAAGUACGUCUUCUACCCCCAGCCCAGGGGCAUGGACUGCUGCUCCGACUCGGCCAUCAGUUUCCACUACGUGCCGCCCAACAUGAUGUACACCAUCGAGUACCUCAUCUACCACCUGAAGCCGUACGGCGUGCGCACCCGUCUGAUCCCCGCUGCCCCGCCGGACUCGGCCGUCAUACCGCCGGGGGUCCACUUCCCCACACCGCCGACUACCGCGUCACCUAUUGGCAAGACGACCGUACCAGAGGUUCCACGACACACCACCAGGGCGGCGGUCAAAGCGGCGAGCCCGCACGCAGCUCCGAAGACGACGGCUGGGAAACGGUUGACGACUCCGGCGGCGCGCACCAAACGCUCCGUGAGCAUGCUGCCGUCCAGGAGGCCGACGGGAGGGUCUGCGAAGCCUCGACGGCCCACCGAGGCGGCGGCGGGUCGCAAGACGGCGACCCCCGGCGCCCCGGCUGAGAAAAAGGCGCCCACAGUCUGGACUGCAGGGCCGACGGCGGCCGCAUCCCAACCCCCAGCGGCAGGGAAGGAUUCCGGAAAACCAGCGGCGAAAGGGGCAUAGCCGGGAGAUAGCACUUCGCCGUACUGCACUUAGAACGUGUCCGCUGGAAACUGAAGCGGUUAUCCUCACCAGGAGGAGCUCGAGCAAUGGACGUUCAGCCGAAAACUAGUCGGUCCUUGCCAAAAACAGGCCAAAGGGCGGUCUGCGGGGACAUAUCCCGGUCGGUCAUAUGGACGACAAGGAGAUCGUUAGGUCCUAAACUAGUAUGUUGAGCCGUGCUGGUCACGAGGUGUGUCGGAAGGCCGACAUUCGACGCCAGUCAGGCCGUGGACGCCGCAUUGGCCGCGGGGCUGGAACGGCCAGUUGGUCUCGGGGCUGUGGUAGGGUGAUGCUAAUUCGGAGUUACCAUACAGUGAUAUUUGUGGGGAUGAGGGAUGGCGAUGUGUAAACGAACUUUGUGUGCGUGUGUGAUAACGUUAGAAUGGGUACGUCCCCAUUUUUGUUCGUCUCAAAACCAUUGAGAUGACUACAGGCAGCUGCCAUAUGCUUUUAAACAACAAUCCCAAUUAUUUUGGGAAUUCGAGUAGCACAAACGUGACAUUCCCAGUCAUUGACACGUUGUUCGCUCCGUGUUUUUAGUCUAUUUCCAUUCCUUGACAAACGGGUGAAAUUAGGGAGUGAAGACAGUGAAUGUGCUGAUCUCGAACGAUUCGUGAUAUCGUUGAUAGUCAUGCCAGCGGAGACAUGCGCACACCGAAUACGUGCCCUUAGUGAACAGAACAUUCCAGAACAUGUGAUAACCGACUGUCUGCUUCUACUACGCACACCGCUAACGAUGUCGGAAUGAGUCCAUCCCGCGGUCACCGGAGCAGCGCUGCUAAAUUAGUUCGUGUGAAAACUUCCCGGUCCGAGCGAGUCUGAACAGCCUACGCAGCGCAGUUGUCCGCGGAAAACUCUGCUGAUUUACAUGUUACCAACGACUUUCCGAGGCUUUGAAGCUCCUGACGGAAUUUCCGAUGAAACAGCCAAUGCUACCAUGCUCCAUGUGCUUCGUCGCUAGGAUUGGCACACAGCCUCGUGGGUUUUAUUUAUGCCAGUACCAGCGGCAGCCACACGAAGUACCGAGUGCUGCGUUUGUCCUAUGUGCGCCUGUGGUGAACGGGCGCCGGCAUGGCGGAAAGUGAGAAGAUGAGUAGGUACCGUGACGUGAUCGCGCCCAUUUUACAAAUGAAUUGUGCCAAAGGCGCGCGAUGGCCCACUCCGAUGCUGGGGAAACAGUGUGUGAUAUGCGUCGCGGUGGCACUUGUGUCACUAUCGAGUCGGGUUGUACUUGCAGAGCAUCAUCAGGCUGAUGUGUGGGGUUCGUCCGACCUGUCCACCGAAUGCCACUCUGGAACUAACACCGUGCUGUGUUGUGAGUCCCACCUCGCUGGGUGAAUUCAGGGGCUCGUGGCACGGUUACCCUAGAAGUGUCCGUCAGUCCUGUCGUGUGUGGUAGGCUGUCUGGGGCGCGCGGGGCUGCUUGGAAACGGUGUUGGGAAGCGCAAUGGGAAUCCACAAGGGGCGGGAGGAGCCGUGUGUUUUAUAAACAGAUAACGGGUGCAGUGCUGGGUGGGCGCCAUUGGCGACUGUGUGCGCGUUACGGUUAGCCGCGCGGGCGCUGCCAGGCGUGACGUGUCCACAUAUCAAUAAAUUGCUUGUCUGAAGUA
This is a messenger RNA of Amphibalanus amphitrite, 3682 nucleotides long. RefSeq names its product glycoprotein-N-acetylgalactosamine 3-beta-galactosyltransferase 1-like. Gene Ontology annotation, molecular function: N-acetylgalactosaminide beta-1,3-galactosyltransferase activity. The record is from RefSeq and is a predicted model, not a curated record. The transcript has 9 exons. Gene Ontology annotation, cellular component: membrane. Lineage: Eukaryota; Metazoa; Arthropoda; Thecostraca; Balanomorpha; Balanidae. Bases 531 to 2033 code for a protein of 500 amino acids.